Molecule: messenger RNA, 4649 nt
Organism: Biomphalaria glabrata
Lineage: Eukaryota; Metazoa; Mollusca; Gastropoda; Planorbidae
Exons: 17
Coding region: 787-3225 (812 amino acids)
Source: RefSeq, a predicted model, not a curated record
CCCCAAUGUAGCUUAUUUCUAGCUUCCAGAUAACUUCUUUGAGCGUGUUUCGGCUUGUCUGUUUCCGAGGAAUAUUCAUUAUCGUUAUAUUCUUCCUAGACAUCUAUCAGGGUGACGCGAGGUUGAAGCCACUUUCAUAAGCUGCAUGUCUUCACAUCAAUCUCUAUUGGACAAUUAUUUCACAAUAACUGAAAAACUAGUUUGGCGUUGAGCAGUAGUUCUGUACAAGUUAUAUACAAGCAGCACAGUCUAAAUAGUUCAUAGUUGUAACGUUCCGCUUUUUGUACUGAACAAUUUACCUACUAUACAGUAUUCAAUCUGAAAUAUUUGUAAAUUUAAAUACAACAUUAUUAUCACUUCUCAAAUAUAUAAAUAUAUAUAUAUCAGAUUGAUUUGUGAAAAUUGUUAGAUCACGUACUCUGGAUACAAUUACAAAGGAAGUCGACUCAUCGAAGUUUUUCGACCAUAUAAAUGUAUUUGGAGGGCUAAAAAAAAAACAGGUUCCGGAAUUUAAUAGAACUUUUUCUACUACUGUAGAACUUUAUUGACUUGCCAACUCUAAUUGUCAGGCUGUGAGUUCCGGAAGCUAUUCCAGACAUUUCGGCAAGAAGCCAUCAAGAUAAGGAUAUAAAAAAAAAAAAGCUAAGAAAAACCCUGAAGAAAGUGUCCCUACAAACUUCCGGUAGCAGCCCUUGACUGCAAUUUCUCUCCAAAUAAAGUGCCAGAAAUUGUGUGUAGCCUUUCCCGCCCACUGCUGCAGUCGCAGACGAUAAAUCGCCUGAAACAAUGUCGGGACACGUGACCACACUUGCCUUGUUGAUGCUCUUCGUGGCAGCAGGGGAGACAAGUGAGUAUCUGAAGUCCUUCCAGAAUCUCUUUGCUCGGAUGCCUCAGCUUCAGAUGACCGCCAUGCCGUCUUUGGUAGUCGUCAAUUUCAGCAGCAUCGAAGAGUGCUCCAGGGACUGUGUCCAGCAGACCAGCUUCGACUGCCGGUCGUUCGACGUGGACAACCAAAGGCGCGUCUGCCUUCUCUACAACUCGACUCAUGAGGACGGCAAGGCCUUUCUGAGAGAGUCCAGCACCACUGACCACUACAGAACGGCCUUUGAAAAACUCUUCAAUCGUCUGCCAAAUCACGUGAUCACAACCAAGCACAAGAAAAAAAUCCAAGACGUCAGUGCUGAGCAGUGCGCACGCAGGUGCAUCUUCGAGCAGGACUUCCGGUGCGCGGGCUUCGACUACGAGCCCGGGUACACCAACUGCUGGCUGACUGACUUGACUGUCGCCCAGAGCGAGGGAGUCAAGUUCCACCCUGGGGCUGAUUUUUACGAACGGGAUUUUGGUGGCGCCCUCUCUAAUUUCAUCAGCUUUGGUUCCGGAUCCCUGCCUUACGUAGAGGAACACGUCAUGUACAGCAAGUCCAUGUUCGGCCUUGACCUUGGCGCCUGCGCCCAGCUGUGCCUUACCCAGACCACCUUCGACUGCGCCAGCUUCGACUACUCCUUCGGAGAUCGCUCCUGCCAGAUGAGCCGAUACAUCGCCUCCAACGUGGGCGGCAUCGAUACGGAUAACAUGCCGACCUACCGAGUGAUGCACUACGAGAAGAAAGGUGUCAGCUUGGACAGGUUCAUUGCCACACCGUACAGCAUCGUGCCCGGUGAGAACGACAAGACCCUGGAGCGGGUUUCCCCUGAGAGAUGUGCUCAGGCCUGCCUGGAAGAGAUGACCUUCGUCUGCCGGUCAUUUGAUUAUGAGAUCAAGGAGAGUACGUGUAUGCUUAGCAAGAAAACCGGAAGUGACAUCGGCAAACUGUUUCACCAGGGCCUGUCUCAAGUCCACCAUUUUGAAUUGAAGCCUUCCUUAGACUGCGGCGGGGAGAUGACCACGUCCCAUGGUGAUUUCGCCAGCCCAGGUUGGCCAAGAAACUACAGCCACCACCUGAACUGUACCUGGACCAUCAGAGUACCAGAGCACAAAGUCAUCAUGUUCACAUUCAUCCACUUUGAUCUGGGCAAGAAGCAACCCAAUCCAUGCGGUCAAGUGAGCGACCGCUUGCGCAUCUCGGAAGUGACGCCCCAGGGCGAGUUCCGGUUCUGCGCCAGUCCUCCCAUGACAACGUACAUCAGCAAGACGAACGUGGCCACCUUCAACUUCGUUACCAACGGCAACGCGGACGCCCAGGGAUUCAAAGUGGUCUUCAAGGGAGACUGGCCGUGUCGCGCUGUGUUGAGAUCAGAUCGUGGAGAGAUUGCCUCCCCGCAGUGGCCGGAGCAAUACCCACUUGGACUCAACUGCGUCUGGACAAUACAGGCUCCUGUAGGUGCGAAAAUCACUUUGAAGUUUACAACCAUUGACCUGGACAGUCAAUCUUAUGGUGGUUGCACUGACCAGCACGAUUACAUAGAUGUGUACGAUGGACCCUCAGCUAUCAACAGAGUAGCCAGGUACUGCGCACACGAGACUCCCGCACCAAUACUCUCCACUGGCAACGCUCUUCUGGUCACCUUCAAAACCGACGGCUACGUCCAGCGCACUGGCUUCCACUCCAGCUACGACUUCAUCCUGCCGCCAGCCGUGGACCCCACCACCACCACGACCACCACGACCCGCCAGCCACGCUACGACAUGGACGAAGCCGAGGACGACGAUCAAUCGGAACGACUCAGCGCCAAGUUCAUCGAGCCGAAGUCGGAUCGGGAAAGCUCGGAAAUGAACGUGACAUUCUUGGCUGACUCCAUCUUUAAUUUCGGUAUCGAAGGAGGCGGUUACAUCCAGCCCAAACAGCAAGUGGAGAGUGACGACAGCAACUUCUCCACCGAUGCCUAUAUCACGAUACUAUGGAUUGUACUGGUAUCGUUGCUCGUGAUUACUAUCGUACUUACUCUGGUCCUGGUGGUCGUCUGCAAAUACAACAGAAGCCGCACAGAGAAGAGGAAGGCAAUAGAGAAGUACACAUACAACAAAGAAGAGAGCUUAUCACUCUACGAAAAAGAAAGCACAUCACCUAAAGUUUAUGAAGAUGACUUUGACUCUAUCAGGGCGUUUCCAACAGAGACGGAUAUAUCAUUUUCUAACCCACUCUAUCGAGGCUGCCACACGGCGCCCCCAAGACGCAGUGAGAUUACCUUAAUCUCCGCCUGCGACGCCCUCUCGGACAGUGGGUGCAGCAGUAGUAACAACAGCACUGGUCAAGGCAGCACAGCACUGCUAACCAGUCCAUGUUAAGGUCAAGUAAUGGCCUAAAGACUAGACCAAGACUGUUUUGUAAAGACAACUAACGCUACAGCUGAUGUGUAUAAAGUAAAUACAUUUUCUUAACACUGUUGAUCAAGCUCGAUUAACGCCUGACUCAUUUCAAUGGAUCUAAAAAUGUUCAACAAAUACCUGGCCCAAGCAGUGGAUCUAAAUAUGUUCAAUAACUGGGUGGCCUAAACAAUGGAUCUAAAAAUGCUGAACAAUAGCCUAGCCUUAGCAGUGAAUAUAAAUAAGUUCAUCAAAUGCCUGGCCUAAUCAGUGGAUCUCAAAAUGUUCAACAAACGCCUGGCCCAAGCAGUCGAUCUAACUAUGUUCAAUAACUGAGUGGCCUAAGCUGUGAAUAUGAAUAUGUUCAUUGAAUGCCUGGCCAAAAAGCAGAGCAUCUAAAAGUGUUUAGCCAAUGCAUGGUGUAAGCAAUGGAUCUAACUAUAUUCAAUAAAUGCCUGCCCCAAUCAGUGAAUCUAAACAUGUUCGGAAAAUGCCCGGCUCACAUCGUUGAAGCCAAAAUGGAUUGCACACCGUAGAAUUGAUUAUAUUGGAAUGUUCAUUUACCACAAGAUAGGCUUUGCCUCUGUGGUUCAUUCUUGUAUUUUCCUGAAGCAGAAACACCAAUUUACUGACUCAUAGUCUCUUAAUUCCGAAAAUAGGAUGACAAACUCGAUUUUUCUUGCCAAGAAGCAGGAGGAACAUGCAAAAGGUGAUUCAAUUUAAAUAUUAGUGUGAUUAUAUUGCAGUAAUUAAUAUUUUUUUAAAAGUCAUUGUCGAUUUAAAUAUAAAAUGUGGCUAGUGAGUUUUCUAAAGAAGAAAAGAGAAUGGAUCCCACGUUACAAACAUAGUUAUUAGUGAAGAUCAAUUAAGAUGUUACACGUGAUGAGAAAAUAACUGCACACAACCAUUCCCCAUUGUGUAUGCCGCUUCCAGUAGCUCUAUGUCAAGCAAAAGGGAUUCUUGUAUGCGAAAGUCAGAAAAUUUCAAAAGUAUCCGCACAUAAAGAAGGAAGAAAGGGUUAAACGGAAUUCUAAACUUGUUAUGAUAGAUUCUAAGUGCUAGAUCCUAGGUGUUAGGUGCUAGUUGCUGCUAUGUGUAUUGAGAGCCAGACAAACUAAACGACUUACUGUGAAAACAACUACUAUACCUUUUACUACAUGAAGUAGUCGGAUCAAAGUUCAUAUGCAGCAAUGGCUGACACUCACCAAUCAGCAGACGAAGAGCAGGGGGCAUGUCCAAAAUGUUUGACUUUUACCUGAUUGACUAGUUUACAUGGAGUUGUACAUAGGAAGGCGUUCUUAAAAGGGGGGAUGUCAACUCUAAGAGGUAUACAGAUACCCUCUAGAGACACACAGAUACCCUCUAGAGACAUACAGAUACCCUCUAGAGACACACAGAUACCCUCU